AUGAAAGGAGUCGUGGACAGCCUUACAAGUCUUCGAGCUGAGCUCGUGGCAUCCCAGAAGCAGGUCCUCAAGAAGCUUGACAUGGAGCUCGAGAGAGUCAAAAAGAACACGCAACCACCUCUGCCAGCAACAUUUCGGGAGGCUCACGAGUUCGUUCCAGGGUCGCCACAGCCCCUUUCCCCAACGACGCCUACGCGAGCAUGGGCAGACGGUUCGGCCAGGACGAACACGCUUGCAACAACAUCGCCGAAGGCAUCACUUCCUGGCGCCCUUGACAGCGACGAAGAUGCCCCUGCAGAUCCAAGAUCUACACUCUCGCAACUAUGGUCCGUUGCUGAACAGCGCAAGAAGCGAAUGCCCUGGAUCAACAAGCAGAAGACGACGGUGAUGGAAAAGCUGCCGGAGAAGCAGCCGGACCAGCAGCAACACCAAGCCAUAGGUACUCCAACAACAUCUGAUGAGGAGGACAAGCGAGUGUUCUCACAGCUGAACUCCGAGUACGCGGUGGAGCAGUUGAGGAAGAAUGCCAUCGCGGGGUUUCGCGCCCAAUCAAGGCUUCCUGAAGAAAGCCUUUGGAGCAGGGUGGUGCGCAGCCCACACUUCGAGCGCGUUGGCCUUGCGAUGAUUUACCUGAAUGCCAUCUGGAUUGCCUUGGACAUUGAGUUUAACAAGUCGCUCAUUGUGCUGCAGGCCGACCCAGGCUUCAUUGUCGUUGAGGUCUUCUUCUUGAUCUACUUCACUGGCGAGCUGAUCAUUAGGUAUAUGUCAUACCAAACCACGAAGGAAGCCUUCAAGGAUCCCUGGUUUUGGUUCGACUUGCUCUUGGUGAUCAUCAUGGUUGUGGAGACAUGGCUCAUACCUAUUGUGGACAUGAUCAUCGAGGGCGUUGCCGGGGCUGGCAGUGGCAUGGGUCGAAGUGCUUCAGCGUUUCGCACUGUUCGAGUUCUACGAGUCCUACGAACAGCAAGGAUAAUCCGAGUCGCCCGCUACAUGCCGGAAUUGAUGAUUCUCAUCAAGGGGCUGAUGGUGGCUGCGCGGUCGGUCUUUUUCACCCUGGUGUUGCUCCUGCUCAUUACGUAUGUCUUCAGCAUAGCAUUCACACAGCUCGCACAGGAGACGCCGCUCGAUCAAAAUGAAUUCUCCUCCGUGCCUGUCACCGUCCUGAAUUUGGUCAUCAUCAGCGUGAUGCCCGACCAAGCUGGCUUCUACGAAAAGGUUCGUGACGAAGGCGGAUGGGGCCUGGGUGCCCUUGUGCUAAUUUUUGUCCUGGUUGCCUCGCUGAUCGUGAUGAAUAUGCUGGUUGGUGUUUUGGUCGAAGCAGUUCAAACGGUCGCCACUGUGGAGCAUGAGCAGAUUCAUAUCGAUUUCGCAAAGCGAGUGCUGUGGGAGAUGCUGGACAGCGGGGGUGCAGAUUCGGAUGGCGACAACCUGAUCUCAGAGCAGGAAUUUCUGAAGCUCUUGGAGACGCCAGAGGCCUCGAAGGCGUUGACACGACUCGGUGUGGACAACACUGCCGCUGUCGAAUACGGAAAGCUUCUAUUUGAGGAUGGCCAGCCCUUGACCUUCGGAGAAUUCUUGGAGGGCAUGCUACUGCUCCGCGGGUCAAACCAAACCACCGUGAAGGACAUCGUCAACCUCCGAAAAUACGCCGCAGAUGAGUUCUCCCAUCUCCACGUCGUACUGGCCGAGGUGUGCAAAGUCCUUGCAGGACAGGCAUCUGCACCACCUCUCCAGGCCACAGCUAAGCUCCUCCAGGAAAGGAUCGACCAGUACGAGAGGGUCCGCCCGAUCUGUGCAGACGAAGUGUGA
Symbiodinium pilosum is the source of this 1809-nucleotide messenger RNA. Lineage: Eukaryota; Dinophyceae; Suessiales; Symbiodiniaceae. The record is from the annotation of a GenBank genome assembly.